GAACAAGCUACACUUCAGUGUCUCAUUCUCGACUGCCGGGACCAGAGCGUACAACGAGAUACGUGCUGAUAUCAAAGCUCAAAGCGAACUGGCAUGGUUAAGAUGGGGGACCCGCGAUACUACGAAGCAUGGAAGAAGGGAUCGUCUGACGCUGGCGCUGCAUCUGGCAGUAGAGAGUCCGAGUCCGUCGCAUCUCUGGGUGGCGGUUUGAUGAAUCUCUCAGGAGCAGAAGCCAGCAAGCUUGACAGUCAAGUAAAGAAGGGAGAUGUGCGCUCGUACAAUAUUCGCCUCGAUGCUCCUGGCGGAUACAGCCUGGCACCUGAUCAACUCUCGCCGCACAAUAUGCAGAAGCGGCUAUUCCUCCCGAACCGCGAUCUUUCCCAAGAGCGCGAUGACUAUGACUAUAUUGCGGAGAUUCGAGCUGUCAGAGAGCAGCGAAUGAAAGAAAGGAAGGAGGCAAAUGGCGGCGAAGACCCGAAAGAGCCACCAUUUUCAAUUGGCGUUCCGGAUGAAGAGGCUGAUCUCGAAGAUGCACGACACAUUGCCGGCUUGGUACGCUCGACACAACACCUCACCGUCGGUUCUGGAAGCGUUGAAACAGAUGCCCAGAGAUAUGCAGCAUCUAUCGACAUGUCUGUUCUUCCGGACCAUUUGAUCGAGCUGAACAAGGCGCUCGAAUCCGGCCCCUUUUCAGCCAAGAGCUAUGCGGAUAGUCUCCUGGAGCAGUGUGUUUGGGGUGGUCAACAAAGCCCUGCCGCCCAGGACCACCAUACUGCGGGCGAGUACAACGGGUGUGAUCGGGUGGAUAUCGCUUCUCUCCGCUCAAACCAGACAACACGCACGAACAUGUCGCGCAUGACUGUCACUCAACAACUAGCAUCCUCGCUCGGCCGCGGUGCAACGAAGAAUCCACUUGAGUCUGCGCUCAAAGCUGGUGUUAAACAGGGCCAGCUUGAUCCAAACAUCAUUUCUGUACGAGCUCCUCCCGGAGCUGUAAGUAACAGCGCGAAAGCGAGUACUCCUUGGGACGCGCAGAGCAGAAGCUCUCACCGUGCUUUCGACCGUCCAACCGCGGAUGAGAAAGCGAAAGGAAUUGCAGCAUUUGAUGAUGUCAGCGGUAUCGGCCGAGCGCCCACUGCCUCCGAGGUCGGCCACCCAGCCGACGUAGCGUCCAUCUUCUCUGUUGGCUCAGGCGAGGGAGACGCUAAGAGCGUUGCGCCCACGAUCGGCCGUGCGAUUACCACCGCCGCCCAGUUGCGACCAGCGGACCUGUUUACGCCCGAUCCUCGUCCAUAUAGGCCGCUUCGCUAUGUACGCAGGUCCGACCCUCGUCAAGUGCUGCUCCUUGCAGCUGGAAGCCUUCUUGAUGCACAGCAAGCAGCUAGCAUGGCGGCUGCUCAAGCCACACUUACAUCGGGCGCGACGUACCCGCCGCCUCGAGCGGACAUCGAAGCGAAGACUAAAGAACUUCUGGCAUCCUUUGGUCAGGACAGCAAGUACGGCGGUAUUGGCGUUGUGUACUGCCCAGAAGAAGAUCCUUGGCUACAGUUUUGCAAUGUGCGCAACACUGCCUCCAUCGCCUGCGGCUUAUCCUCGUCGUUCAGCACAGCGCGCGUAGAACCCAAUCUCAGCCGCCGGCUGGAGCGGCCGCCCGAGUUCAGCAAGACUACAGGCAAGCGCGCUGCGCUGCGCGCAGUCUGUGCAGCCCUAGAAUACACAGCAUGGGAAGAGGAAGGCUUCGACAAGAUCGUGAUCGCUUGCACGGAAAAGUGGAUCGUCCAGGGUAUCUCCAAUUGGAUCUGGGAGUGGCGUGCGAAUGGUUGGACACUCAACGCCGAGUCGCCUCUGGGUGGGUCUGGGGAGAUGGUACCGGACAAGGACCUGUGGCAGCUGCUAGACUUCCUUGUAAGGAAGUACGAAGAAGUCGACUGCAAUGUCCGCUUCUGGUGUCUGCCCCGUGACUCGUGUGCAGAGAUGCGACGAGCAGUCACUCUUGCGCGCGAAGGCGCUGUCAAACUGACGCAGCAGCCAGCGUUGGUGCGAUGGAAGAAGAAAAAGGAAGGGACUGGCAUACUGGGCUUUUGAGCCCAAUUUGUCCAUGCUACAUGGUGUUAUGAUACAUACAUUCGACGGUAUAAGUUCUCUUUUGCAUUUGCUUUGCUUUGCUGCCUGCAUGGCGUUGCUAAAUUCAAGGACGAAUUGCUGUUACGCGGGGUGCUUUCGUUGGAGUGACGCUAGGAAAGGGGAUCUUGGAGUCAGAAGGGAUACGCGUCGAUGAGGUGUGCUUGUGAGAUAUGCGGGAUCCAGGUUUCGGGGUGGGCGUUCGGAUGACACUGCGGUUCAUGACGAUUGUUGGCGAGCUAGACCUAUCGGGGGUGGGGGAUCGCAUCGAAUCAGAUGCAACGCGUCGGGAAGGAGUAGCAGAGGUGGGUGUGAGUAGCAUAGAAGUGGAGGUUGGCAUGUCGCUCGCUGUAUCGAUAGCAGCGUCUCUAGAUGAGGAGGAGACGG
Messenger RNA from Tilletiaria anomala UBC 951, 2508 nucleotides. RefSeq lists its product as uncharacterized. The transcript is spliced from 2 exons. Gene Ontology annotation, molecular function: RNA-DNA hybrid ribonuclease activity; nucleic acid binding. The coding region runs from base 94 to 2085 and encodes 663 amino acids. The record is from RefSeq and is a predicted model, not a curated record. NCBI's taxonomy places the organism in Eukaryota, Fungi, Basidiomycota, Exobasidiomycetes, Georgefischeriales, Tilletiariaceae.